ACCAUUAUUUACUGUCGUGCAGUGUGCAUAAAUCCCUACUACUGUUUUUAUUUUUCUAGAAUAAUUAAAAAUUUGAUUCAGUUUAAUAAGCAAACUGCUUGGUCAUCUUCAAGAGUAAAUAUAAGCUUAGGUUUUUAUUUCCAUUACUAAAUCCUCAUUAUCCUAAGGAAAAAUGGUAGCGAAAGCGGUUUGCGUUCUAAAUGGCGAAGUUGUCAAAGGGACAGUCUUCUUCGAACAAGCGGACUCCAAAGCACCCGUAAAGGUGACCGGUGAAAUUACCGGGUUGACGAAAGGACUCCACGGAUUUCAUGUGCACGAAUUUGGUGACAACACCAACGGCUGUAUUUCAGCCGGUGCUCAUUUCAAUCCGCAUAACAAAGAUCAUGGAGCUCCUGAUGCAGACGUGAGACACGUUGGCGAUCUUGGAAACGUAGAAGCCGGCGACAUGGGUAGCGCAAAAGUAAAUAUAACUGACAAAUUAAUAUCACUUUCUGGCGAACAUAAUAUUAUUGGUCGUACUUUGGUUGUUCAUGCCGACCCUGACGACUUAGGAGUAGGUGGGCAUGAAUUAAGUAAAACAACAGGUAAUGCCGGAGCUAGAUUAGCUUGUGGGGUUAUCGGUUUGGCUAAACUCUAAUCAUUCCAAUUAUUUUGUUUUUUUUUUGUUUGGGAAAAAUAUUAAUACAGGUUGCUUAGUUUAUAAAUUUACAAAUCUGAAUAUGAUUGAGUAAAUGUAAUGU
Messenger RNA from Agrilus planipennis (emerald ash borer), 740 nucleotides. Its product is annotated as superoxide dismutase [Cu-Zn]-like. The transcript has 2 exons. The coding region runs from base 173 to 637 and encodes 154 amino acids. Gene Ontology annotation, molecular function: superoxide dismutase activity; copper ion binding. The record is from RefSeq and is a predicted model, not a curated record. Gene Ontology annotation, biological process: removal of superoxide radicals. NCBI's taxonomy places the organism in Eukaryota, Metazoa, Arthropoda, Insecta, Coleoptera, Buprestidae.